AUGGAAGAAGUGGAGCUGCAGCCGUGCUGCGACUACGGCGACGACAACGAUGGGCUCGCUUUCGCAGACAAGGAAGAGGAGGAACCGUCAACGGCGACGGCACUCGGCGCCGCGGCGCGCGCGGCGGUGGGCGUGGGCGCCCGCGUGCUCUUCUACCCAACCCUCGCCUACAACCUGGCCCGGAACCACAUCUCGCCGUCCCGCUUCCACUGGUGGGACCGCGUCGACUCCACGCACAUCCUGCUCGGCGCCGUCCCGUUCCCGAGCGACGUCCCGCGGCUCCGCGACCUCGGCGUCCGCGCCGUCGUGACGCUCACCGAGCCCUACGAGCGGCUCGUCCCGGCGACGCUCUACGCCGACCACGGCAUGGACAACCUGGUGCUGCCCACCAGGGACUACCUCUAUGCGCCGUCGCCCGACGACCUCCGCCGCGCCGUCGACUUCAUCCACCGCAAGGCCAAUGGCGGGGGGUUGACGUACGUGCAUUGCAAGGCUGGGAGGGCGCGGAGCGCCACGGUGGUGAUGUGCUACCUGGUGCGGUACAAGGGGAUGACGCCGGCCGGGGCGUACAAGCAUGUCAGGUCGUGCCGGCCCAGGGUGUCGCUGGCCGACGCGCAGUGGCAAGCGGUGCAGGAGUUCUCUACCGGCUUAGCUAAAUAG
Lolium rigidum is the source of this 660-nucleotide messenger RNA. RefSeq names its product phosphatidylglycerophosphate phosphatase PTPMT1-like. Gene Ontology annotation, biological process: protein dephosphorylation. Bases 1 to 660 code for a protein of 219 amino acids. Gene Ontology annotation, molecular function: protein tyrosine/serine/threonine phosphatase activity; phosphatidylinositol-4,5-bisphosphate 5-phosphatase activity. Lineage: Eukaryota; Viridiplantae; Streptophyta; Magnoliopsida; Poales; Poaceae. The record is from RefSeq and is a predicted model, not a curated record. The transcript has a single exon.